UUGUCAAGCAUUAAACGCAAAGCGCAAAUUUCCCUUGCUUUGCUUGCUAGUUGCGUUGGUUGGAAAAAAAAAUGUUUUCUAACAACAAAUAAUUCAAUCAAAGCCUUUUCAGGACUCCCAUGUAUUAAAUCUACUCACAAAAUAGCAAAAAUCCACUAUCAUGUAUCGUACAGACAAGCAAUUCAUGAAAAAUCCGGCUACGGCAAACGCUAGGAUCUACAUCGGCAAUUUACCGAAAACAACUGUGGCCAUCGAUUUAGAGGCGAAAUUCUCGGGCCAUGGUAAAAUUUUGGGGCUGGUGAUUAAUACGGGCUUCGCAUUUAUUCAGUAUGAAUUGGAAGAAGAGGCCAAGACUGCUAUCAGAAUGGAAAACAACACAAACAUGAUGGGAAGAAAAAUUAUCGUCAGGCUGGCCCAUGCAGGCAAAGGACAAGGAGGACCACCACAACAACAGCAGCAGCAACAACCCCAACAACAACAAAUUAAGGGCCCUCCUGCUAAAAUGGACUUGCCUCCACCAAGAGCAACAUCACUAUCUAGGGCACCUGACCAGGAACCUGAUAAUAGAAACUUGAAUUUUGAACCUCCAGAUGUUCCUGAAGAUGAAGCAGACUUACAAGAAGAUGAAGAAAUGGACUCUGGUCCUAAUAUCAGACCACCACCUCAACAAAAAUUUGACGAUAGAAGCUCACGAGGUGGCCGUGGUGGUGCUAGAGGUGGUAGGGGUAGCAUGCCGAGAAAUAAUUCGAAAGACAGAUUCAGUCAUCCGCAAAGAGACUUGAGAGAAAUGCCACCGCAAAGAGAUUUAAGAGAUAUGCCUCCACACAGAGGGCCUGGCCCUGGUGUAUAUUAUGACGAUUAUGGUCCGCCACAAGCUCCAGUAGUACCAGAAAUUGUACCGGCCACAGACAGAAAUGACUGUGAAAUAAUUGUAGUCACGAGAGCGCUAACCGAGUAUGCCGAAUUUAUUGAAGGGCGACUCAAACACUUGGGUCUUCUAGUGGAUCUGCUCUUUCCUAAUGAAGCUGUACCCAUUGGCAGGGUACUGGCCAACGUUUCGAGCAGAGGCUGUUUGUACGCCAUUCUUAUUGCCCCACACAACGAAGAACACAGAAGUUUGACUUUGAAUGUGCUGCACGGGCUGCCGCAAGAGCACAGGAACAUGCCCAUCGAUGAUGCCCUGCUUUUGAUGCAGAGAAACUUUGAAGCUUACAUGAGAGGCGAAAAGGCACCAGAAGAUCCUAGCAAGAUGAGUUUGGCAGACAGACAUCCAGCUCCAAUACAGAUGCUCUUCAAUCUUUUGGCUGAAAACCGUCAAUUGAGCAGUAACCAGUACGAAAGACUGCUCAAAUACCUCCAAGAAAGACGUCAGUUGCAAUAUGAACAUGAAAUCUCUGAAGGUUUAGCUCUAGAGCCAGAAGACAAUUCGAAAGAUAAACAAAACGAGCUACAAACAAGAAUAUUGAGCAUUUUAAACAAAUCUAACGAGCCUCCUAUACCUACUUCAAUUACUGCUCCUGAUCCAAUGCCUCAAGAAUCGUCUACCCCUUUGUUGAAAGAUCCUUCGGUGCAAAAAGCUUUGGAGAGUAUAUUGUCUGGGGACAUGUUUAAAGGGAUCGCUGGCGGAUUAUAGAAAUAAGGAUUUAAAGUGAAAAAGUUUUUGCUGGUCAUUGAGCUGAUUUUAGAUGUAAUCUUUUUUUUUUAUUUAUCAGUGGAAAAAAAUGAAAGUGAUGUUUGUCUUGUUAAUUUUUCAAUAACUUGCUAAUUUAGGUUGGUCAAGUUUUGCACAAUUCGCUAGAUUGAUGUAAGACUUUUCCUCUCGAAGUAGAUAUGAAUGUCCCAUGAAUAUACAAAUAUUGAAGUUUUAAUUAAAUUUGUAAUAUCACACCUGGGACAUCUUGGACAAUCCUGUCUUUCAACCCUUACACGCCUGGG
Ceutorhynchus assimilis (cabbage seed weevil) is the source of this 1935-nucleotide messenger RNA. NCBI's taxonomy places the organism in Eukaryota, Metazoa, Arthropoda, Insecta, Coleoptera, Curculionidae. The record is from the annotation of a GenBank genome assembly.